UUUCAGAGUAUAACUUAUUUUCUGGAUCACUACCUGAUCCGAAGGUUUGUGAAGCUUGGAUUCUUUUGUGAAUUCAUUUUGGCCCAUUUCAAAGAUGCCAAUUAUUGGAUGAAUCCGUAUAAAACGGUGGCUUCUUAUUGUCCAAUUGCAAUUCUUGUAUUCCAUACUUUAAUAGCUGCUCAUAGGUUUACAAUAGUUGCAGCACCUAUCAGAGGUGUUCAGAUCUGGGAUCGUCAUCGACGGAUAUUUGUGUUGUUGGGUUUUGUGGUUCCUUUGAUAUUUAUGUGGUUCAUGAUUCCAUGCAAAAGUUUUGCAGAGUUAGAUUCCGAAGGCUCUGGAGGCUUAGAUAUAGAAUACAAAAAGGUUUUCAAUUUAAGUUCCUCUUUGUUCGCUGCAAUUGCUGCUGUGUUAUUCGGUGUUCUCACUUUUCUACUAACAAUUGGAAUGUUGAUACUCCUCGCAAAACUGAGUCUGAGAAAAAUGAGUCAAGCUGAAAUCAGUUUGAUAGUUUUCGAAAUUUUUAUGACAGUGUUUACAAUGAUCUACGCAUUCACACAGGGAGUACUGUAUUACUCAAUUUACAUUGCGAAAGAUCUAGAACUGAAAGCUACCGUAAUUCAAUUUCGAAACUUUGCAAUUGACAUAUUCAUACUACCUCAAGCAUGGACUCUACUAUUUUUAUCAACUACGGUUCGUCGUUCAACUCUACGAGUAUUUGGAAAACAUCUCGGAAUUGAGUUUCUGUCCACUGACAUCGAAAAUCAGAAAAAUACUAGAAUCAUGUCAACUGCGCCACCAACUUAUUCAUUGCAAAAAGCGAUUAUGAACAGCAAAGUUAUCUUGGUUCUUCUCAUCACAAUCCAUCUCGUCUUGGCAGUUAGUAAACCGAAAAAGAAAGACAUAACAAGUUAUACCGAUGCUGAUCUUGAAAAACUGUAUGAUGAGUGGGAGGAAAACGACGAUGAGGAAUUAGAGGAAGAUGAAAAACCAGAGCACAAAAGAACUCCACCAAAGCUCGAUUUAGAUAGUAUGAAGGCAAAGGGAAAAAAUCCUGAAGACCUUCUGAUGAUGUCGAAGAAGGGACAAACUUUGAUGCUGUUCGUCAGUGUAAUGGAUCCCAGUCAGCCGGAUCGCAACGAUAUUCGCCCAUUCACAGAAAAAUGGACAGCUCUGUGGCAGUCACAACUUUACAACAAUCACGUUGAUCUUCAAGUAUUCGUUAUCGAUGACAAUCGAGCUAUAUUCAUGUUCAAAGAUGGAGAGCAAGCGUUCGAAGCGAAGAAGUUCCUUCUAAAGCAAGAAUAUGUUACGGAAGUUACAAUCGAAGGACAGAGUUUCGACGGUCCUGCAAAGAAGCUGAAGACUACUAAAAAAGAACUUUAA
Molecule: messenger RNA, 1383 nt
Organism: Caenorhabditis briggsae
Lineage: Eukaryota; Metazoa; Nematoda; Chromadorea; Rhabditida; Rhabditidae
Gene: Cbr-srg-69
Product: Protein CBR-SRG-69
Exons: 8
Biological process (GO): protein folding; sensory perception of chemical stimulus
Cellular component (GO): membrane
Molecular function (GO): transmembrane signaling receptor activity
Source: RefSeq, a predicted model, not a curated record